Messenger RNA from Rosa rugosa (rugosa rose), 4225 nucleotides. RefSeq lists its product as uncharacterized. NCBI's taxonomy places the organism in Eukaryota, Viridiplantae, Streptophyta, Magnoliopsida, Rosales, Rosaceae. The transcript is spliced from 7 exons. The record is from RefSeq and is a predicted model, not a curated record. Bases 376 to 3846 code for a protein of 1156 amino acids.
UUCGUUUCUUGUAGUCAAUUACUGAAGGUGCUCAAGGAGCAAAAAAUGACCAUGCAGACUCUUUUCCUAUUUUUUUUUAUUUUUUUUUAGGGGGAUAUAUUUAGCUGGAUUUUCUGUCUAAUUUUAAUUGGGGUUCUUUUGACUGGUCUCUUCAUUUCUGGUGGAAUUCAAUCUCUUACUGUUUUGGAUUGUGGGCAAAGCCAUUUUAGGUUCUUCUUCCUUUUAUGUAUCUCUGUAUUUCAAUCCUUUUGUUAAGCCAUUCCUUUUCUGAAGCAAUGGCUUUUGCAUGUUCGAGCCUACAAGUGAUUAAGCAUCUCUGACUCAUUCUUAUCAGUUGCAGAUCUUCACCUUCUACGGCUUUAGGCACAGCAAAAGAUGCAUUGUGCCCUUCCAAGAGCUAAUAUUGAUUUCCAGAAAGGUGCAGACAGAGGAAGAGAUUCAUUAUCAAGGAAAGAACAAAGUAGUUUCAGGAUAUCUUCAGAGGAAUGUGAAGUGCCUUCUGUCACAUGGAGGAACUCCGAUCAUAGGUGUGCUAUCUUUAAAUUCCUUUCCCUUGAACCUGACGGACAGUGGAGAAUUGUGGCACUACCGUUGCAAUGUAAUGAUAAUAUAAAUAACUUGGUAUUGGAUGCUGUGGUGAAUAUGGAAAGUCUUCGUCUUGUUUACUCACCACCGAUUAGUCAUUUCAAGUUUAAUCGACAGAAGAUGCAGAAGGGUCCUCCCAUGGAUGUUGCUUAUUCAGUCAAGUCAUUUACAAAUAGAAGAUUUACUGGUUCAACUAUGAGACACCAAUAUCGAAAUAAGACCUUAGUAAAUAAAGCUACCAAAUGGAAUGUUUCCAAAAAAUUUCAGAAGUCAUUAACCUCCAAUGAUCCCUCAGCUAUGAUCCUAAAUGAUUCUAAUGCUAUUAAAUCCUCAGAUGUGGUUAGUAAUAGAAAAAUAGACGGCAAUGUGAAGAGAAGUUCAAGAAAGAAGAGUAGAAAGAAGGGAAAGCAGAGCAAGAAAGUUUCAUGCAAUGUUGGCUCUACUGACCACGAAGUGAUUUAUGAGGAAUAUGGCAAUGUAAGCUCAGCUUCUGAAACCUGUGGUAACAAGGACGGGGAUGGACCAGCACCAUCUUCAACUGCACCAGAAAUUUCAUUGCCAGAUUCUAAGAAUUCCAGUGAUGAGGUAGGCACUGUGAGUAAUUUUGAAAAUCAUAUUGUACUGGAAGACUCUGCGUUUCCCAUCUUAGAUGGGGUGGAGGCUAUUCAGCAUACAAAGGCAAGCUGUUACAAUGAUCUCUAUACCAAAGGUUACUCUGAGAUGCAUGACUCCUACGUUUUGGAUUCAAUUUCAAUUGGCUCAAACAGUGAUGGCAGUACUAAUCUUGGUCAUGACGAAAAACAUGCUGAGAAGGAAAUGUACAACACAGAUAUAUCUGACCCAGCAGAUUCGAGUUCUAGAAAGGGAUAUUUUACUCGUCAAAGGUCACUGAAUGAUGUUGUAAACACCUAUAAUCACACUGAGGACGCAGGGCAGGGUACUCAUGAUUUUGGCAGUAGUAGUGACAUGAAAUUUGUUGUGCCUAACAAGAGAAGUAGACAAAACAAAGUAGGACAACGGAGUGCAAAUGUUCCCAAAUCUGGUAGUGUUGGGAAUAUGCGGACAGGGGUCUGGCAAAAGGUCCUGAAGAAUGAUGCCAAUGAUUGCACUGGUGAAUUGAAGAAAGCAAGUUCUGUUUACUCAAGGCUUGAUCUCCCUUUGAGAGAGGCUCCCAUGCUCAAUAAAACCUGUAAUGCUGUUGAUGUUAAUGUCUUUUUGAAGAGUGAAAAUAGGAAACAGCAAAAAGAUAAGGUCUCAAAAAAGUUGAAAAGAAAAAAUGCUCCAGCAUUGAAACGAGAAUACAAUUGUUAUUCCAGGAAGGGAUCUCAUGCUAGCUUGGCUGGCUCAGAUGGUUCUUUGAAGCUUCGGAUGGAUCAGAGUGAUAUAUCAGAUAUCUUGUCUCAGGCGAAGGACAAGAAACCUAGUCGUCCAACGGCUGGAUUCCAGAGCAGCAAAGUAGAAUGCAUGAACUCCGUAUCAGUUCAAAGCAUGCAACUCUGUCCAAAUGAGAUUGGUCAUCUUGAAAAUGUGUGUAAAACCGUCUCAGGCAUGAAGAAUCAAAAUGUAGGAAAUCAGGAUGGCUCAAUGCAAAAAACAUGCAAUUCCUGGAAGGAACCAAGUCUGCAUCAGGUGCAAUCUUCAGUCUACCUUCCUCAUCUACUUUAUGAUGCAGCAAGUCAAGAAGUACAGAGACAAAUCCCGCUUGCAGAAAGCAGCAAGCAAAACCGGAGUAGUUCUGGAUCUCUUACACACAAGUGGAUGCCAAUCGGGUUGAAGGACUCUGAGUUGGCAAGCUUUGUUAGAUCUGAGAGUUCAUUGCUUGAACAUUCUGAUGAGGGAGCUUCUAAGAGAUGGACGAUUAAAGACACUGUUAAGGGCAAUGUGGUUUCUAAAACUGCAGUUGAGUCCAUGGCUCAGGGUUCUGGACAUGUAACUCGUUCUUCUGAUGACACAGAGGGCAGGCUUCCUACAUCAAAUGCAGUUGAAGAGGUGGCCAACAACAAGCUUCAUGCAGCUAACUAUGUGAAUAGUUAUGAUGUAUCCAAAGGUCUAAAUGCUUUUGAAGCUUAUUCAAACAGAGUAUUAGAAGCAGUAAAUAAUGCUUGUAGGGCACAGCUGGCAUCUGAAGCUGUUCAAAGGACCACUGGUCAUCCAAUUGCCGAAUUUGAAAGACUUCUGUAUUAUUCAUCUCCCGUUAUCCAUCAAUCACCUAGCCACACAAGUUGUCACACUUGCUGUUCAUGGAACCAGGUUGACCAGGUUGGUGGUGUGUCAUUGUGCAGACAUGAGACACUAAAUAUCACUUUAGGAUGCCUAUGGGAGUGGUAUGAGAAAUAUGGGAGCUAUGGGCUGGAAAUAAGGGCUGAGGAACCUGGGAGUCCAAAGAGAUUGGGUGCUGAUCGUUUAGCAUUUCGUGCUUAUUUUGUCCCUUAUUUGUCAGGAAUUCAGCUUUUCAGGAAUGGUAGGAGUACUGGUACUAGAGAUAUUGACAAUAGACUUCACAAUCAUCAAGUGUUAAGCGCAUGCUGGAGUGGUGAGAUAUCCAGAAAAUCCUCUAGUAUUGGUAGUCUUCCAAUAUAUUCACUACUUUUUUCUCAUCUUGAUUGCAAGGAAGAUGCAGUCAUCCCACCACUUGUAAACGAACUGGGUAUUCGAGAAGCUUUUGCCAAAGAUGUAACUGUUCAAUCAGCUGACACAACAGGUUUCAGUGAUUUAGAGCUACUUUUAGAAUAUUUUGAAUAUGAACAACCUCAACAAAGACGACCUCUAUAUGACAAGAUAAAGGAGCUGGUUAGAGGUGAUGGACAUUCACAUUCAAAAGUGUAUGGCGAUCCAACUACACUAGACUCUAUAAAUCUAAAUGAUCUACAUCCCAGAUCUUGGUAUUCAGUGGCAUGGUAUCCUAUUUACAGGAUACCUGAUGGUAACUUCCGUGCAGCAUUUUUGACCUACCAUUCACUUGGUUGUCUGGUUCGUAGAAAUGCCAACUUUGAGUCUCGUAGUGUGGAUGACUGUAUUGUAUCUCCAGUUGUGGGUCUUCAGAGUUACAACGCUCAGAGUGAAUGCUGGUUCCAGUUAAGGCCCUCAGCACCAGCACAGACAACAUUAUCAAACUUAAACCCUUGUGAAAUACUGGAGGAGCGUUUGAGGACACUUGAGGAGACGGCAUCUCUUAUGUCAAGAGCUGUUGUGAGCAAAGGAAGUAUGACAUCUGUAAACAGGCAUCCAGACUAUGAGUUCUUCCUCUCUAGGCGGCGCUAGCUGCGAUGUAUUGAAAUUUUCUGUAACUGAUUUUAACAACUCAUAAUUAAACUAGUGUCAGUUCCCCAUUAAGCUUAUCUACAUUCAAGGUAACAUCUAACCUCAGGUAGGCAGAAAGGGUGACCAACCUUUUUCUUUGUUUUUUUUGUUACACAUACAUAUAUAGAUAGCCUUUCCUUCCAGGAUGCAUGUGAGUGCCUCAGAAUAUAAUGCAACUCUUUCGGGGAUUUGGAAAGGUACUGUAGUGUUACUGAAGAAAGGUAGUGUAGUGUUAUCAGUUUAGCUGCCUCCUGAUAAUGUUGUAAAUAUCUUACAGAAUACAUGAUCUGUAAAUAGCGUUCUCAGUUUGGAGUUUUUAUCCAGUCACUGAUUCAUAUGA